This is a messenger RNA of Arachis ipaensis, 891 nucleotides long. The record is from RefSeq and is a predicted model, not a curated record. NCBI's taxonomy places the organism in Eukaryota, Viridiplantae, Streptophyta, Magnoliopsida, Fabales, Fabaceae.
AUGGUACCGAUAAGAGUAUGGCAUAAGGACAAUCUUGAGAGCAUGGACAAUAGGAUAAAGAAGUUUGAGGAAGAGAUCAAGAAAAUUGAUAAAAUAGUUAGUAUUGGUACUUAUGACGGAAUGGUGGAGGCUCGACGGAAGGCUCUGGAAUAUGCUCCUACGAUUGGGUUCCGUGAUGGGUUGGUAAAGCAAAUUGAUGAAGAAGAGGCAGCAGCAUUAAAGGUAUUUCCAUCGUCUGAGAAAAUCAGAGAGGUAGUUUGGAAUUGUGAGUCAACUAAAGCUCCAUGUAGUGAUGGAUAUAAUAUGAACUUCAUUAAAAAAUGUUGGGAUGAGAUUGGCCAGGAGUUUACUACAGCAGUGUUGGAAUUUUUCCAAAGUGCUAAGCUACCAACGGAUGCUAAUGUAACAUGGGUGGCACUAGCUCCAAAAUUUGUGGAAGCUAAGAAAAUCAAAGAUCUUCAGAUGAUUAGUAUGGUUGAUUGUGUGUAUAAAGUGAUAUCAAAAUUAUUGCUAAAGUUGCGCAAGAAGAAGGUGACAAUUAUCAAGUUAGACUUUCAGAAAGCAUAUGACAGUGUUAGAUGGAGCUUUGUGAAUAUUGUGCUACAAAAGAUGGAUUUUGGUCUCAGAUGGAGGACAUGGGUGAAGGAAUGUGUGACCACAGUGUCUAUGUUGGUUUUGAUUAAUGGGCCACUAUCCAAGCCAUUCAAGAUGGAGAGAGGUCUUAGACAAAGAGAUAUAUUAUCUCAUUUUCUGUUUGUUCUUGUCGUUGAUGUAUUGCAUAGGAUGAAAUGGGUGAUAAAUAUGUGUGGUCUGUUAGGAUGUACGGAAGUUGCUUUACCUGUUAGGUACUUAGAAAUUUCUCUAGGUGUAAAUCUGAUCCUCGGUUGGUGA